GAAACAGCUGAUCCGUUCAGUGACUCUUCUUGCAGGACGUUGCAUGGCGUGCUCCACCUUCCCAUUCUGCACCCGACCCCUCUUUGUGAGUAGAUCAGAAAUGCGCAAGUACACCGUGGACUUUAGCUGCACUUACGUUUUUCUCCGCACAGACACAGCAGGUCACCCUCUUCAGUCCGACUACACAGACACCUUCAGAGUUCUCCAACGAACUACUAAUCACUUAUUCUUAGACCAGAAUGUUCACCGAACAACGGUGUCCAUUGAUCGUCUGAAAGUUACAUUUUUGAACAUCCGUCUCUAAUUUCACCUGGCACAGGCGCACAAGUAAAUUCACUUAAACUCUGCGUUCCGCACCAGUCACCCUAGACCCCUCUAAUAUUCUUGACCCUCAGCCAACCCGGCCCCAACCCAAGGCAACAGAACGACCCGGUAGACAAGGUCAAACGUCCAAUUCGCUUUUCCGAUUUUGUUAACAUUUGCUACGUUCAUCGACGUGCAUAUUUUCCAUCUUUAUGGUAGUCAUGUGUGUUAAUCACGUACGUUUUGCAAAAUGACAAGUAAAC
This is a messenger RNA of Dicrocoelium dendriticum, 566 nucleotides long. Lineage: Eukaryota; Metazoa; Platyhelminthes; Trematoda; Plagiorchiida; Dicrocoeliidae. The record is from the annotation of a GenBank genome assembly.